AUGCAGACGCGACCAACCCUCACUGCCUUCGCGGUAGUGGGAAAUGCUAGAACGUGUACGGAAACUGAGGUGGUCAUAUUAGGUGCCGGUGUGGCGGGCGUGACUGCUGCAGAAACACUGCACAACAACGGUGUCGAAGAUUUUAUCGUACUAGAAUAUCAGGACCGUAUUGGUGGGCGGAUGCACGAGGUUACCUUUGGCAAAGGGCAACAAUAUGUAGUGGAGGCUGGGGCUAACUGGGUACACGGAACUGGAGGACCUGAAACACAUGUGAAUCCCAUUUGGGACUUGGCUAUUAAAGCCAACCUCCGCACACUAACCAGUGAUGUUGAGAAUGCCACGGUAUACGACCAGACGGGAGAAAUACCACCCGAGCUCCUGUUCAACGCACUGAAAGCUGUCAGCGACGCCGAUUCCAAGGUCCUCGCCGACGCUGGCCUCCGACUUCACCACCACCUCGAAGACCGCACAUACCGCGCGGCCCUUUGGCGGAAGGGAUGGAACCCGAAAGAGACAAACCACAGCCAAGGCGGAAGAGACUUCCGAGAUCUAUACCGCAGCAACGACCAAUGCGACGGCCAAGUUCUUCAUGUAGCAGAUCCACUCUUCGAAGGACAGAAUGCUUGGCGCCUUCGGAAAAACACCAUCGUCAAAGAGAUUGAGCACGACGAUGACUCCGUGACAGCAUAUAGCACGGAUGGGAAAUGUGUGCGAGCCAACUGUGAAAUUUACACCCGAACUACCAAGGUGGAAGAAAGAUGCCAUUGUGAGCUUCGAAAUGGUCACGUAUACCAAAAUAUUCAUGCAAUUUCCGCGUUCCUUCUGGCCCAAAAACCACCAUUGGAUGUUCCCGGGGUGCUGGAAGGAUCGAAUAUCCUCGUCGUUACUGUUGUCAACGAUCAGGCGCAUCGGGUUGAGCGGCAAAGCGAGGACAAGACCCAAGCCGAGAUUAUGGAAGUGUUGCGCAAGAUCUUUGCGGAUAAGACCAUCCCGGAACCGAUAGACAUUUACUAUGCGAGGUGGACGCAAGAACCUUGGUCGUACGGCUCGUACUCGAACUGGCCACCCGCAGUAUCUGCCCAGACCCAUCGGAAUCUCCGAGCGAAUGUUGGGCGGGUUUUCUUUGCUGGAGAGGCUACAAGCCCAAGCUUCUCGGGCUUUCUGCAUGGUGCGUACUAUGAAGGGAAGCGUGCGGCGAAGUCCAUUACAUCGUGCCACUACGGCCCGGGAUGGAAUGCCUGCAAUCCCGAUACAGAAUGGGAUGGCGCUACUCCGUCUCUUGGGUUCGCGUAA
Messenger RNA from Aspergillus costaricaensis CBS 115574, 1293 nucleotides. RefSeq names its product polyamine oxidase. Lineage: Eukaryota; Fungi; Ascomycota; Eurotiomycetes; Eurotiales; Aspergillaceae. The transcript has 11 exons. The coding region runs from base 1 to 1293 and encodes 430 amino acids. Gene Ontology annotation, molecular function: oxidoreductase activity. The record is from RefSeq and is a predicted model, not a curated record.